AUGGCGGGAUUCUCAUAUGUCAAUUACGACAAUCUCUCAUACCUCUCGAACCACGUCUUUCUACCACCAAAGUUACCACAAAAAGAUGACAUCAAGCAACCACAUGUCGUUGCAUUAUCUCGCUUGGCUGGCGAUAUCGCCAAGGAAUAUAGAGAUCGGUUAGAUGCUACUCACCGUCGUUGCUGGGAUCCCAUCGUUAGGAUGCUCGAACAUAUCUAUCGAUUCACGGAUCUACCAAGCCUCGAUAGAUUGAAGGAGGAUCUUGCAUUGAUGGCAGUUGAUGACAUCCUUGCACUGUAUGUUCGAGCACAGAACGCUGCGAUCAUCGUUCGAAAGUACGCCGAAAAGACUGUGUUCGAGAUUUUCGAAGUUUCGCCAGCGGCUGCAAUGGUCAUGGGGACGGAAGGGAAGUUGAUUUGCUCCUAUCCCGGGCCUGCAGUGGAAAUUCCAAACGAUGUAUUCAAUGAUGGGGGAUUCCAAGAGGAGCUUGCGUCGUUCAUUAUGCAGAUGGACGCCGAUAACUUGGAUUCGGCGCCCACGACGACGAAGGCGGGUUCGAAGGUCGUCGAAGAGCGCGACACCCAGGACCCGCGAUAUAUUUCCCAGCUUCUUGUCGGAAUCUUGCGUGGGAUGGGACAGGGAGCGACAGUGCGUCGCAUCAGCAAGAGGAUUGCCGACGAUGUCCUCUGGAAGGAUGCAUACAAACCUUGGCGGAGGUCUGGUCUGUGGCUCAUCAUCCGUGUCGCAAUUCAAACUUCCCUCGAGGACAUCAAUGACUAUAAAUCGUUCAUUCUUUUUUUCCACUCGCACCUUCUUCAUCUAUGCCUUGGAUUCGACUUCAGCAGUGACUUGAUUUUCUGUAUGAGGGCCAAGACGAGCCGCCGAGCCUACAAGCUGGGAUCUUCUGCACUUGAUUUUGUUCUGAAGGAAGUACAAGCAACAGGGAACGCAGUCGAGGUCAUAUUACAGGGCCGUUGGACUGCGAUCCAGCGCGCACAAGAGCAUUCUUCGUUUUGGGCUCCCGAGACUCUUGAUAUCGCUAGCGACACUGUUCUUUCGCUGAGAGAUUCCGGUGGCUAUCUUUCACAGGUCCUCAAUCCUGAUCCCCGUCGAAUGUCGUCAACACAAUUCAAGCCAUCUCAGGCUCCGCGACUGGGAGCGCUUAGUGGUUUUCAAUCAUUGGAGGGUAAUGGGUUGUCGAAGAUGUUCAACGAUGACCCGUACGUUGCUCAGGCGGACUUCGAAGAACUUGUAGACAUCCAUCUAGAUUCGUGGCUGUCUCGAAACAUUGAUGAUACUUCCACCGGUACUACAUUGGCCUCAUGCCUUACACAAUAUUUCGAGUUUGCUAUGCAGCACUACUCCUCGAGCCCCGAAGAUCUGUCUUUGAUGAUCCUGAUUAUCAUGGAACUAUGGGUUGCCAUCGACAAGGUAGCUUUGGUGCAUUGCCCACUCCUACAGGAAUAUUCCCCAGAAAUCCCCAUGACAUUCAUCGAGCCACUGCUUCUACGUCAUUCUCGCCCGUUGCGGCGAUCAGCAGCCGUAGAGACAUACCUGCGUGGCCGUCACGAGCGCGUCACUUCCAAACAAUCGAUCUUCUCGGACAAGGUGGACAGGAAGACGUUCUCUGUUCGUUUCUUCGCCCAGUCAUUAGACCUUCAGUCCCUCAAAGCACGAAUCGAGCAUCAUGCAACGGAGCAACGGAAGAAAAAGUGUGAAGAACUUGCUUCACAAAAUGCCUUGCAUACACAACGUACCACAACGGCCUCAUCGAUGAGUCACACAUAUACUGUCAAUGAUACACACCGUCCGAGGAAGUGUCCGAAAUGCAAAUUGGAGAAAUUGGCGAAAGCUAUGACCAUUGCAGUGCACGAAUGGCCGCUUCCGGAUACAGAGUUGCUCGCAGAAGCUGUAACUUUCGAAUUGAAUUGCCCAGAGAUUUUCCAGUUGUGGAGGUCUUCAACGCUUCGAAUCCUUUGGGAUCUUGGCUUAUCGAGUCGUGUUACGGGAGCAUCUCCUCACGUCGUCCUGUGUAUGUAUCCUGGCCUUACCCAAUGGGCCAAGCGAUCUGUCCGGAUCACACUUGCAUCGUUAACGAAAUCAUUUUCACAAUCUCAUUACAAGACUACAUCCAUUCCUGCUAACGAAUCUUCCGUCUGUGUCAACAACGGUUUACAUUUCAGGCUCUACGAUCAAUCUCGGGGUGCUUGGGCUGCUGGGCCUUUCUCUGACUCUAACAUUUCCCAGUAUUGUACUAUGAAGCUCCCCUCGGAAGGACCGUAUCAAGGCUUACAAUGUGCCAUCGAAGGGACAGACCAUACAACCAAUAAAGUCUUGGCUAACCAAACUAACUGCCCGAAGGCGCUUAGCAUUCACGAGCACAUCGCCUUCGCUAGCUUGCGCAGCGGGCCUCUGCUACAGUGGAUGAAUAUUGCUCGAGAGAUCGUCUCCAAUUCUCUUAAUUUCAAUCGUGAAGAGGUUCAUUCGCUCUUUACUCAAGCUGCGUGGCAAAUAGGACCUUUAUCCCAAGAUGGAGAACGCCGGAGAUGGCACGAGGAUCUUGAGAACAAAGAAUUCGGGCUCGUGCUACUCAAUGGACUGGGGAGCCUCUUGACGAGUGUUGAAUCAAAUUGGCUUGGAGGUGUCACAGCGAGAACCAUCAUAUUCCUUGCCAAUCGCCUCUUGGCUUCCGCGAGUGACCCAGAUAUCCAUCAGAAAUCUUACAUGCUAUUGCGUCGGGCCCGCGCUAUCACUGCUCAAUGGACGCGCCAGCUGGCUUCGAAACUCCAAGAUAGUCAUGAAGAGAGCGAAGCUCUCGAAUUACAACUGAGUACAUGUGCCAUGGCAGCAACUUGUCGCGCGACAUUUGACGUGGAUCCUCAUCAUCUCCGGUAUUUGCUUGAGUCUGCAGAUGAUACUGCCAUUGCGCUUGAAUGCGCGAUCAUCGUUCACGACAACACUCCUUUGGCAUUGCAAGCCGCCCCCCCAGAUUUACUCAAGCUGCUCUAUCGUGAUCGACGACUGUCACAUUAUCUUGAGCGUUUCUUAGCACAGCGUGUUCGACAGGAUCGACGAGGAAUGGAUAACGCAAUUCUUUCUCUAUGGACUGCAUAUAUCCCUGCUGGUUGGCUGAAGAUGUCUACACCAAACUCUCGAUGGUUAGAGACUCAGACUACGACAAAGUAUGCGAGUAACAUGCCGCAAACCGUUCAUCUCAACUUGCUUGAAGGGAGACUCCUGGUCGACGGAAAGCCAUUGGGUCGCCUCCCUCGUGGCAUUGUUCAGCAUUCCACAUAUAUCCGUAUCUUUGGUCAGAAAAUUCUGGAUGUAGUUCCUUCAGAUAUGCCAGGGAUGGAGUAUGCAAGUCGUGCCUCUGUUCAUGAACACCAGGCGAGCCUCGACAAUGUCUACUUUGUCCUACACGCAUCUGAGAAUCGCCUUGUUAUUCGAUCCAAGCGGGAAAGCAGCGAAGAUAUUCUGGAGCUUAUUCCACAUACAAGGCUGUUCGGAGAUCUACCGACGUUGCUGGUUGAGGGUCAUGCUCACUGGUUCAAUCUACGAACUGGUGAUCUUGAAUUGAGACCCCUUGACAACCUGUGGACCUCGUCCCCUACGAACUGGCACAUUCGAUUCUCAACCGAUAGCUCAACAAUGAUAUAUGGUGAAUCGUCCAUGUUGCUUGUCGACACGUACAGCCCCACAUUCGACAUGAUCUCUAAACGCCUGCAGCCGCUCGAGUCAGCGAAGUUCCUCACCAUCAUGUACGAGAUGAACACAAACUGCGUCUCAGUACGACUUCCACGGCUGGGACUUUCAUUCAGCUUAACAGCGGAAGGGGAACUCGAGUCUCAAAACCUUCCAGGUAUGAUUAUCGAUGAUAAUCAGUCCUGUGGGACGAUGUUCGGCCUCCAAAACAUACUGGUUUUAAGAGAACAAGGCAGCAAUCCCGAUCGGAUAUCCCAAUCUCGACGUGUUCUCAUCCCGCAAGGCAAAAUCAAUGUUGCGAUCCAAGGAAACCAUCCAGUUAUCACCAUUGAUACAGGAACUUCGAACCGCGUCUUGUAUCACCAAUACAAGGUUGACAGUCAUCUCGGUUAUCUUGCAGGCAACGUGAAUCUGGCUAGCAAGUUAUUCAAAAUCUACCUUCAUGCAAUCAGCAGCCACUGUCUCCCAGACCCUUUGACAGGACGUACCGGAACGGAAGAAUCACUGCAGGAAUUGUGCUCGUCUGGCUGUCUAUCUUUUCAGAGGUUCAGUUCGGUUGAGGCAAACCUGUUAGAACUAAUCAGCUUGUUGACACCUAGCAGAUCGUUCUACCCUCGUCAUCUCAAGGUAAUGCAAACAGUCAACUGGUCUAACCUUCCAUCUCUCUCUCAGCACAGAGGAUUUCAUUCUGCUGCACAUCUAAUAUCCGAUUAUGCAGAAAAACUGCACAUAUUCCAGACUUCAAAUCUUGCUUUCGCAAUGAGUGUCAGCGAUGACCAGCGACACGGGUUCUUACAGGACCGUGCUGCACAACGGAGUUCGUGCUAUUAUUCUGCCGACAGUUCGACGCGCUUCACAUCAUUUAUUUCCACCGAUUCUUACUACCCUUCCCGGUCAGACAUUAUCGCUACAAAUGGAACCAAGGAUGAAUCAGCCGUGUUCAGUACUUCACGGAUGGUCAUGAUGUGGUCAUUCGCCACCUCGCUCAAACCAUACAGCUCCAAGCUACUUUCAUCUCUGGGAUCUGGGUCAGUUGCUUCUCAAUCGAUGAAUCUAUUAGAUUUGUCCUACAACCGGAGCUGGUUACGACUAACCCUUUCCGAUGCUUGGAUUUCAUUAUACAAUCUCUGUCGCAAGCGCACAGAUUCUCGCAGGAAACAGUAUAGGCUAACACUCAGUCUUUCUGCGAUGACCUACGGCUCACCCCUCCUUCGAGAAUUUGUUCCUAUCCUAUUAGCAUUCGCGACUACUCCUGCUCUAUGCCACAUAGAUCCCCCCUCGUAUGCGUCUUAUGACCUUUCGGACGGUUUCAAACCUAGCCGAGCCAUAGUUCUCAAGAAAAUCAUAUCCGCUGCUUUUUCGCUGGAGGAUAGUCCAUCGGCUCGUCUUUCGGCUGAAUGGAAGGAGACCCCCGAAAGCUUACGGCUGCGACGUCGUAUCCAUCACAAUUCUCAGGUUGUAUCUCUGGCCGAAUCCCUUGUCAAUGAUCUGAUGGAACAAUGGCCUUGCGAUGAUCCUCAACUGCCACCGAGUAAUGGUGCAUACCACAGCUGGUUCAAAAUUUCAGCAUGCAUGGCCGGGAUCCGUCAACUAUUCCACUCCUGCUUCAAGAACCGGCAACUCCGCCUCCAUAUUGAACGAGUCGAAGAGAUCAUUUUGGCUGGUCGGACAAGCCCAUUUGCAGCAGACAUAGCGGUGUACACGUUUAUCCCCUGUCGUCAGCACCAAAGAGUGUCCCCUGAUGCCUUCGUUACCAUUCAUGGACUCCUCGACCGUAUACUUGCGCCAGAUGUGGAACCCCUACCGAGCAUGUUCUGGGGAGCCUCGCAGGCAUCUGGACAACCUGAUAACAUUGCAGACCCUAGCUAUUUACAGAAGCUCAUCGCCAAAUUUCGAAAUGAUCGGGGUGAUAAACUUCAUCACCAAUAUGGGCGAGAGUUAGAGGAUAGCUUAAAGGAUCUCCGUGUGCAAUCCUCCCUGAAUUUUCCUAGUUCAAUUCCUUCCGCGACACUACAAGAGCUUUUUCAAUAUCGCGACCAAUGCGAUCACCGUGUGGGAGUCAUAUUUCGUAUGAUCUGUCAGUCUUUGUCACCAUCGCACUCGAUACCAAGCGAGCAAAUCCUACACAGGGCAGGACUUUGGCCAGUCAUCAUACCCCGCUCAAUCUUGAGCAUGCUUGCGUUUCCGCAUCGGGACAAACUCAAUAGUCGAUGGAAAGCAGUGAUCAUCACCUUCGCUCAGGCGAUCAUUGAGUACCAACGUUCUGCACGUCUAGUUCAUUUUGCUUUGGCUAUGGCUGUUGAUGCAUUCUACAAAGAAUUGGCGAAUACUCUGUUUGAUCAGCAAAAUGCGUUGGACUAUCCUGACUGGUUGCUUAUCCAGAUCGAAGGUGACUUUCUCAUCCGACCAAUCCAGGCUCUCGUAGCCAAGGAAAUGAUGCUGCCUUCCUCGAGCAAAAGCACUGUCCUCCAGCUGAAUAUGGGAGAAGGAAAGUCGUCUGUGAUUGUGCCAAUAGUCGCAGCCGCGCUAGCAAACACAAGGGCUCUGGUUCGCGUUGUCGUCCUGAAACCGCUAGCAAACCAGAUGUUCAAUCUUCUUCUCGAGCGGUUGUGCGGUCUUGUUAACCGUCGCAUCUACUGUAUGCCGUUCUCACGGGAUGUCAAGAUGGGAUCUCACGAAGUUCAACUGUUCUCGAUCCUCUACGAGCAAUGUCUUCGUGAGGGUGGAGUACUAGUUGUGCAGCCAGAGCACAUCUUAUCAUUCAAAUUGAUGGGAGUCGAUUGUCAACUUCGUUCAAAAGAUCCGGACCACCGCAAACUGGCGCCUAAGGUUAGACAAUUUCAGACUUGGAUGAAUGAUGUAGUGCGAGAUAUUCUAGAUGAAAGCGAUGAAGUCCUCCAUGUCCGGUACCAGCUUGUAUACACGAUCGGAGAUCAAAGGCCCCUCGAGGAUCACCCCAAUCGCUGGACGAGUAUUCAACAAAUUUUUUCCUUAAUACAAAAGUACGCCUACAAUUUACAGCAGCAAUUUCCUGGAGGAGUAGAACUCGUGCGGAAUUCUUCGGCCGCAAGUUUUCCUAUCAUUCGAAUUUUAGGCGACAAUGCCGCAAAUGCUCUCACUUCAUGGAUCGCGGAGGCUGUCAUCUCUCGGGGAUUUUCUACUUUGACAUUCGCGUUACUGCCUCAGACAGUUCGUGAAGCCGCUCUUCGCUUUAUCACUGAGAAAUCUUGUCAAGCUCAGGAUGAUUGCAUGCUUCGAAGCUACUGCAGUGGCGUCUUUUGGAAAGGCCUUCUAUUGUUGCGCGGUUUGCUGGCUCAUGGGAUCAUUAUCCAUGUGCUCAAGGAGAAGCGCUGGAGGGUCGAUUAUGGACUUGAUCCAGAUCGUUCCAUGUUAGCUGUGCCCUACCGUGCAAAGGAUACACCAAGUAUCAGAUCAGAGUUCGGCCAUCCUGAUGUCGCUGUGGCCUUGACAUGCCUCAGCUACUAUUACGGUGGUUUGACCGAAGCACAACUGCAUCAGUGCUUUGAUCUUCUCUUCAAACUUGAUAAUCCGACUCUGGAGUACGACGAGUGGAUCCACCACAAUCAAGAUAUUCCUAUGGCUCUCCGCCAGGUAGAUGGCAUUAACACUCAAGAUGGAGAGCAGUUCAGAUGUUUUUUAUUCCCUCUAUUUCACAAGAAUCACGCCGUCAUUGACUUUUUUCUCUCUCAAAUCGUCUUCCCAAAAGAGGCCAAAGAGUUUCCGCAGAAAAUGGCAACAUCCGGGUGGGACCUUGUAGAGUCGAAGAAGUAUGUCACUACAGGAUUUAGCGGAACGAACGACAGCCGAUAUCUCCUACCAACCUCCAUCAUGCAGCGGGAUCCUAUUGGACAACUCAGCACGAAUGCCCGGGUGCUAAUGCACCUCUUACGGCCGGAAAAUGGUCACUAUAUUUGUACCGAAGGUGACUCGGGUCGUAUGUCAACCAGAGGCUUCCUGGAGCGUUUGGUAGUUGAGGAUAGAGAUGUCCGGGUGCUAUUGGACGUUGGAGCACAGAUGCUAGAGCUCCAGAAUGACGAAUUGGCUAAAAACUGGCUAUCACUGAGACCAGAUGUCCCCGCAGCUAUAUUCUUCAAUGACCAAGACGACCUAGUUGUCAUCACUCAGGAUGGCUCACUCGAAUCAUUCAUCUCAUCACCCUUCAACAUGCAAUUGGACAAGUGCCUCGUAUAUCUGGAUGACGCUCAUACGAGGGGAACGGACCUCAAACUACCAUCUAGUUCCCGCGCUGCCGUAACAUUGGGCCCAAAGGUCACGAAAGAUCGUCUAAUACAAGGCUGCAUGCGGAUGCGCAAAAUCGGAAACGGGCACUCGGUCAUGUUCUGCGCACCUCUCGAAGUUGACAUGCGCAUCCGCGCAGUCUCCGGUCUAGGUCCGACUGACAGAAUCAGGGUUCGCGACAUCUUGCUCUGGACUAUGGAGGAAACAUGUGACGAAAUACAGAGGUAUAUCCCUCAUUGGACACAGCAAGGCCUUGACCACCAGGACCGAAUGGCUGCGAAUAUUGGAUUCUCAUCGUCUGGGGAUAUUGAGAAGCUUAGGUCUGCCUGGUGCCAGCCGGAGGCUCGUAGUCUGGAGGAGAUGUAUGGCUUCUCUCCGACGGACAAGUCAUCCGAAAUAUACCACAUCACUUCGAAAUUUCCUGCAUUACGCGAGCGCUUGGAGUUCCUUGGGGUUUCAUCGAUAUCGGACACGAGCAUAGAGGAAGAGCAAGAGCGAGAAGUCAGCCAUGAGCUCGAGAGAGAGCAGCAAGUUCAAAGACCGCCAAAUGCGGUGGCCGCCACUCACAGACUGCAUCAGGAUGUCGUCGCUUUCGUCAAAACCGGGAUCAUACCUAAUGGUUCCACAGAGUUCUGUUCUCUUUCGAAGCUCUUAGGCGUCAAUGGUUCAAGGGCCCAAUCUUGUCUAUCACAACUGAUGGCGACCAGAGACUUCCUGACCACGAUUGAGUCAUCGACAAGAAAAUCAACACUCUCCGAACUUUCAGAAUACUUACGCCCAGUGAACUGGAUUGUGUCUAGCACUCGAAGUGGUGCAAUGGUCCUUGUCGUCUUGAGUCCAUACGAGGUCCAACUUCUACUUCCGGAUAUCCGCCGGAGUACCAUCGUUCACCUUCAUCAGUACACACCUCGCGUCACCAAAGCGAUGAAAGAAUUUUCGGACCUCCAAUUUUAUUGCAUCCCUUCUCUUCCAGAUACUUGGACUCCGCCACCGCCUGUCAUCAGAUCAAUGCUGAACAUGGUAGCAGGUCAAUUAUACUUGGACAGCUAUGAGGCGUACACACGAUUCUGUGCACUACUGGGUGUCUACACAAAAAAGCCGGUGGGAGAGAGUGAGAUCCAGAGCGAUGGAUUCAUCAAGCCAAAUGAUCGUCGUGGCAUGAUGUUGGACAUCUGCCUGUUCGAGGAGAGUCCAGUGACGCGAAUGAAAGAGCUCGUGGGACUAAGGAGGAAGGGAAUGGAGUAUCGUACCACUCACAUAGGUAAAAUCUUGAACGCGCGAUUGCUUUCGGAAGAUGAUUUUGCGUCAUAGGUUCCUGUGGCCCGUGAACUAGUGUAACUCAUGAGCAAAGGCUCACUUCUAGUAUCAAGCUUGUCUAUGAUAUUGAUUAUUAGAAGGACUGAAAAACGGACCUUGCCUACAGAUUCAUUAGUAGCCAGAUCAUUUGGCUAAUGGCACACCUGAACUCACCAUAUCUCUGUUAACACUUGUGGUGCAAGCCAUCAUACUACUUCUACGUCCAUUUCAAAUGAGUGAUCCCGUGUUCGUAUUAAGUCUUUGAGUUAGCUUUUGGGUCUGCGUUUGGGUGUAUGUUGAUACAAUAGAUAUGCACUUGUCUACCUUCUU
This is a messenger RNA of Heterobasidion irregulare TC 32-1, 9591 nucleotides long. RefSeq lists its product as uncharacterized. Lineage: Eukaryota; Fungi; Basidiomycota; Agaricomycetes; Russulales; Bondarzewiaceae. The transcript has 9 exons. The coding region runs from base 1 to 9276 and encodes 3091 amino acids. The record is from RefSeq and is a predicted model, not a curated record.